UGACGAAGCGCUUUUUGCCUUUCCACACGCGGCUGUCCACGCUCUCACCACGCGGAAGAUCUAUGAUCGGCGAGGUCGUGAUCUCCGUGGUCGUGAUCUACGGAGAUCACGACCAGAAGGGUGCGUCUGUCUGUCUGAUGACGAUGCCUGACUGCAUGGCCAUCCACUUGUGUGUAUGUGUGUGUGUCUGCAAGACCCAGUUGCGCGUGCCUUCGGCACGCCGGCCUGGACGAGGAUGACCUCCUUUUGGCGCCUGAUGUGUGAGCUAUGGUCUAGUCCUCGACCGCCAUUCCUCUCCGGCGUGAUCGCAGGCAACAGAUGUGAGAUAGUGAUAUCAGUGAGUCAGUCACUGGAUGACACUUCUCCGAGUGUUCUGUGUGCAGGCUGUUGUCAAUCGCCGCCCACUUCUUGUAUUUGAAUGUCUCAUUUAUCGAGGACCACGCACCAGCGGCAGCCAUAUUCCUGCGGAAUGAAGAUCUGCUAAGCCAGGUGAGAGCCAACGCCAACAACAUGACUUCCUGCCCUACCAUAUUGGGUGCUGUCCUCGUGUCUGCAGAUCGAUUGAUCGCGGUCUACGUUUUAUAUUUCCGAGAUCAACAUUAUCUGAGACAGUAUGAGAUAGUAGAGAUACUGCUUGUGACCAUGGGCCACAUCUGAACUGAGAGAGACAGUGUGCCCGAGACUGUGCGAUGUGUGUCUGUGACUAAUAUGGUUAUGUGUGCCACUGGAACAUGGGACACAUAGUGUCCGCCAAAAACAAAGACGCUUGGAGUCAUGAAAAUCGGUCAAAGCGCAAGCAUUGUACGAGA
Vitrella brassicaformis is the source of this 809-nucleotide messenger RNA. NCBI's taxonomy places the organism in Eukaryota, Vitrellaceae. The record is from the annotation of a GenBank genome assembly.